Molecule: messenger RNA, 603 nt
Organism: Adineta steineri
Lineage: Eukaryota; Metazoa; Rotifera; Eurotatoria; Adinetida; Adinetidae
Source: the annotation of a GenBank genome assembly
AUGUAUUUAUCAUCGACUGAACCAGUUGUUGAUCAGCUAUCAACUGUUCUACUACGUACUCGUUUGAUCGAAGCAUUACAUUAUUCUAAUUUUACUGUGAAAGUUUUGUUUGAAAAUAUUCCUGUACUUGAUCCUCAUUUUCCACCAAAUUGUACAACGGAAGAAAGUAUUGAUCAACCAGCUCAUAAAGUUCCACGAUAUUAUCAACAAUUGUUUGGUUUAAGUAACUGUUUUUCUCUUGUACGUGAUUAUGAAAAAAAACAUAAUAUAAAAUAUGAUAUAAUGGUUCGAACACGGGCUGAUAUUGAAUUUCUCAAAAUUCCAUCAACAUUUGAUCGAGAAUCACCAUACGAUAUAAAUACGACGUUAUUCUUACCACCAAAUCGUUUUGCCUCGAAAGUGGAUGAUGGUUUUGCUGUCGGUCCGAUGGAUGCAGUUGAAGUAUAUAUGAACCGCUAUCAUUCAUUUCGUGAAUGUAUAACUCGUGAUUUACAUCCUGAACGUUAUUUAUAUUUUUAUCUAAAGUAUCGAAAAGUAAAAAUGAUUAUUGAUCAAAAUACAGUGGUUGGUCAUAUUCCUCAUGAUCCGAAACGAUGCCAUUAG